Molecule: messenger RNA, 1710 nt
Organism: Fusarium odoratissimum NRRL 54006
Lineage: Eukaryota; Fungi; Ascomycota; Sordariomycetes; Hypocreales; Nectriaceae
Exons: 4
Coding region: 1-1710 (569 amino acids)
Biological process (GO): amino acid transmembrane transport
Cellular component (GO): membrane
Molecular function (GO): amino acid transmembrane transporter activity
Source: RefSeq, a predicted model, not a curated record
AUGGCUCCCCACACGACCGCUGUCAACGUCCAAGACGGGGCAAAGGAAAGCCCUUACCCCCCGAGCCCUAGGGAUUCUUUCGAGAAAACCGGAGAUGUCAUCGAGGCACCAACUGAUCACGUGGCUUCUACCUUGCAUCGCCGAUUGACCACCCAUCAGAUCCAGCUCUUGACCAUCGGAGGCGCCAUAGGUUCUGGAGUCUUUGUAGCUAUGGGCGGCGCAUUGGCUACCGGGGGCCCUGCGAGUCUUAUUCUCGGUUACCUUUUGCAGACCUGCCUCAUCGGGAUGGCCAAUAACUGUGUCGCUGAGAUGGUAUGCUUCAUGCCUGUUCCCGCUGCCUUCAUCCAGCAUGCGACUCGCUGGGUUGAUCCAGCCUUGGGAUUUAUGGUUGGGUGGAACUACUACUUCUACAUUGCCCUAGGUAUACCCUUUGAGCUUGUCGGGACGAGUUUGAUCUUGGGUUUCUGGAGGGAUGACAUUCCUGUUGCCGCCGUCAUCUGUGUCUUGGCUGCUAUUUACGUAUUUCUUAACGUCUUUGCCGUUAACUGGUAUGGUGUUUCCGAGUCAUGGCUUACUUUGGGAAAGCUUCUUCUCUUUGUCAUUGUCUUUCUAUUCACCCUGAUCACCAUGAGCGGAGGAAACCCACAGCGUGAUGCGUAUGGAUUUAGGAAUUGGAGUCCGGGCGCCUUUCUCGAAUAUCUCAAUACAGGAAGCCUGGGUAAGUUCCAGGGGUUCUUAUCCUGCUGGUUCCAGUCUGCAUUCGUCGUCGUCGGCCCGGACUACGUUUCAACCAUGGCCGGAGAGGCCAAGAACCCCCGUGUUUCGCUAAAGAAGGCUUACAAGACUAUGUACGCGCGUUUCGCCGUCUUCUUCGUCGGUUCAGCCCUAUGCAUCGGUAUUGUAGUGCGCUCCAAUGACCCGACCCUAGUCGGUGUCCUCAACGGCACGGAAUCUGGUGCUGGAACUGGCGCUGCGUCGCCCUACGUUAUCGCAGCCAAGAACAUGAACAUCGCCGUCCUCCCGAGCAUCAUUAACGCCCUCCUUUUGACUAGUCUUGUCUCGGCGGGCAAUAACUUUGUCUUCUCGGCUACACGUGGACUGUAUGGUAUGGCGCUUAAUGGCCAGGCGCCUAAGUUCCUCCAAUAUACCACCCAGCGCGGCGUUCCCAUCUACUGUCUGGGAUUCACCAUGCUCUUCUCUGCGAUUGCGUUUCUGCAACUCAAUGACAGCUCUGCUAAAGUAUACUACUGGAUCGUCAACUGCGCCACAGCUGCCGGAAUCAUCAACUACAUUGUAAUGAGCAUCACCUACGUCUUCUUCUACAGAGCCUUAAAGAAGCAAAACAUCGACCGGUCAACACUACCAUAUCGAGGUUGGGGCCAGCCUUACAUGUCCUACGUCGCCAUCUUUAUGCUUUCCGCAUUGCUGCUCUGCUUUGGCUACCAGAGCUUCACUCCCGUGUGGAGUAUCGAGAGCUUCUUCAUCUAUUACACAUUUCUACUACUUGGUAUCCUCACAUAUACCUUUUGGAAGGUGAUCCACCGCACCAAGUUUGUCAAGCCGGAGGAGGCUGAUCUCAUUUGGGCACACCCGGAGGUUGACGCACACGAAGCCUUUAUUGCUGGGGAGCAGGAAAUCGGCUUCUGGAGAGAGACUGCAGCUAUGGUCGGUAUUAAGAAGUAUCGUAAUAGGGCCGAGGAGAAUAUUUAA